This is a messenger RNA of Crotalus tigris (Tiger rattlesnake), 4574 nucleotides long. RefSeq names its product erythrocyte membrane protein band 4.1 like 2 (gene EPB41L2). Gene Ontology annotation, cellular component: cytoskeleton; plasma membrane. The record is from RefSeq and is a predicted model, not a curated record. Gene Ontology annotation, biological process: cortical actin cytoskeleton organization. NCBI's taxonomy places the organism in Eukaryota, Metazoa, Chordata, Lepidosauria, Squamata, Viperidae. Gene Ontology annotation, molecular function: actin binding; structural molecule activity. Bases 134 to 3178 code for a protein of 1014 amino acids. The transcript is spliced from 22 exons.
AAGAUGGUUAACAGGCAUUUUCUGAAAGUGAUUAGAAAGUAAGAUUUGUGAACUUAAUGUCCUUUAAAAAUCUCUGCUACGAAAAGGGCUGAUCCCAUCAUCUCCUGGAAAACUGCUGUCCUGCAGCCUCGUCAUGAUGAGCACAUGGCAAUCAGUGAUUAUGACGACUGAAGGUGGUUCAGAUACUGAAGUAAAAGAAUCAGAGAAGCUGAGGACUAACACAGUAAGUGAAAAUGCUGGGGAUGCACCAGAGAGUCAAGAAGAUCAGAAACAAAUAGAAGAAGGUUCUCCUGUCCUUCCAACUACAGCUACCCAAAAAAGCCCUAAAAGCUCAGGUGGAAAGGGCAUUUCUCGUUUUAUCCCCCCCUGGCUUAAGAAACAAAAAUCAUACAGCAUAUCAGAACCCAAAGAUGAAACUAAGAAAAGAGAGCAUCUAGCAUCAGAAGAAGAAACAGCAGUGGAGGAAGGAGAAUGUCGUCUUUCAGAAGAAGAAGCUCGAUCUAAAGGAAAAUUAUCGGACAUUUCUGAGAAUCUUCAAGAAGCUGAAGUGGGUGGUGAUAAAGAAGAAAAACAUGUUGAGUCACAGUCCGAUAAAGAAGACAAAGAAAUUGUUUCUGAAGUUACUGAAAACAAGCAAGAUACUGAAGAUCCGAAAAGAGAGACAAAAGAGGUUCAAACAAGUGAAGUCAAAGUAGAAAGAGUGCUUCAGAAAACUCCUAAGAAGAUCAGAAUAGUACAGGCUAAAGUUGUGCUUUUGGAUGGCACGGAAUACAGUUGUGACCUUGAGAAAAAAGCAAAAGGGCAGGUGUUGUUUGACAAAGUAUGUCAGCAUCUUAACCUACUGGAAAGGGACUAUUUUGGCUUGUUAUUCCAAGACCACACAGAUCAGAAGAAUUGGCUUGAUUCUUCAAAAGAAAUCAAGAAGCAAGUUCAUAAUUUACCAUGGCAGUUCACCUUUAAUGUGAAAUUUUACCCACCUGACCCUUCACAAUUAACAGAAGAAAUCACCAGGUACUUUCUUUGUUUGCAGCUUCGUCAGGAUAUUGCUUCUGGACGUCUACCAUGUUCUUUUGUGACCCAUGCUCUACUUGGUUCAUAUACUUUACAAGCUGAGUUAGGUGACUUUGAUCCUGAGGAGCAUGAUAGUGGUUACAUACAGGAAUUCCACUUUGCACCUAACCAGACAAAAGAGUUGGAGGAGAAAGUAGUAGAAUUACACAAGACACACAGAGGUUUGACUCCAGAGCAGGCAGAUUCCCAAUUCAUAGAAAAUGCCAAGCGGCUAUCCAUGUAUGGAGUGGAUUUACACCAUGCUAAGGAUUCUGAAGGUGUGGAUAUCAUGUUGGGGGUUUGUGCCAAUGGGCUACUCAUUUACAAAGACAGACUUCGAAUAAAUCGUUUUGCAUGGCCCAAAAUUUUGAAGAUUUCUUAUAAACGCAGUAAUUUCUAUAUUAAAAUCCGACCAACUGAACUGGAACAGUUUGAGAGUACUAUUGGCUUCAAGCUGCCAAAUCAUAGAGCUGCAAAAAGAUUAUGGAAGGUUUGUGUGGAGCAUCAUACUUUUUAUAGGCUUGUAUCACCAGAACAGCCUCCGAAAGCCAAAUUUCUGACACUGGGCUCCAAGUUCCGUUACAGUGGACGUACUCAAGCACAAACACGCCAGGCUAGCAAUCUUAUAGAUAGACCUGCCCCGUACUUUGAACGGACGUCAAGCAAACGAAUUUCCAGGAGUCUUGAUGGUGCUCCAGUAGGCAUUGUAGACCAGAGUCUGCUAAAGGACUUUCCUGUUGCUGCUGGUGAGAGGACCUUUGAAAUAGCUGGACAGUACAAGUUAAAAGAUGAGGAAGGCAGAGAUGUGGAUGGAGGGAUUACUAAAAUGUCACAAUUAGAAGAUGGAAAGCCUAAAGCAACUUCUCUGAACUUUUUUAAUGGCGCUACUCUAACAGACAAAGCAAAGGAAGAAAAGAUUUAUUCCUUGAGAGUAAAUGGGGAAAAUCUUUAUGUCAGACAUAGCAAUUUAAUGUUGGAGGAACUGGAUAAGACUCAGGAUGAAUUACUGAAGCAUCAGGCUAGCAUUAGUGAACUCAAGCGCAAUUUUAUGGAAUCCACUCCUGAGCCACGCCCCAAUGAAUGGGAAAAACGGCGUAUCACACCUCUAACUCUACAGGCACAAGGGAAAUUUACUUUCCAAACGGAAGACCCUUCCAUUGGAACCAGCAGGACUAUUAAGAGUUCACAUGAGACUCUGGACAUAGUGGAGAAGAAACAGGCAGAGGUUGGGAUAGCAGAGGCAGUAGUCACAGACGAUACCAGCAGGGGGAAAAUGCCAUCUGUCUGUGGUAGUGGGGAAAGUCAGAAGAUGGAACACCUAGCAAAAAAAGACUCUUCAUCACUAUCAUCCAAUAGCAGCAGUAGUGAGAGUGAAGAUGAAGUAGGAGAGUAUCAGCCACACCAGCAGAUUAUACAAGAUACUAUAAAAGAAGAAUGGGAAGAAAAUGAAACUACCAAAGAGGAAGAAGAGAACUCAGCAGCAGAAGUUUGUGUUAAAUUUUCAGAAGAAGUCAGUCCAAUUCAAACAGCAAUUGAGCACAAGCAGUCGACUGAAGCUGUGGUCCAGACAAAUGAAGCUUCCACAAAGACAUCAGAAAAGUCAGAGUUAAGAAAAUUGGAUGAUGAAGGCCUAAAAGAAGAAAAGGAAGAAGAUCUACCCAAACUAAAUGGAGAAGCAUCACAUAUUGACAUUGAUGUUUCACCACAAUUAAUUUGUUGCUCAGAGCCUCCACUUAUUAAAACUGAGAUGGUGACGAUUUCAGAUGCUUCACAAAGAACUGAAAUAUCCACCAAAGAAGUCCCAAUUGUUCAGACAGAGACUAAAACGAUCACCUAUGAAUCUCCUCAGUUUGAUGAUGGUGGUGAUGCUGGUAUGUUGUUGAGUGCGCAGACAAUCACAUCGGAAUCUGUCUCUACUACCACAACCACACAUAUUACUAAGAUGGUAAAAGGUGGUGUGUCAGAAACCAGAAUUGAAAAGCGGAUUGUUAUCACGGGAGAUACAGAUCUUGAUCAUGAUGAGGCAUUGGCGCAAGCCAUUAAAGAAGCCAAAGAGCAGCACCCUGACAUGUCCGUAACAAGAGUAGUGGUGCAUAAGGAAAGUGAACUUGAAGAAGAAGGCCAUUAAGAUUUAUGAAGAAUGCUUUGAGACUAUGAAGAACUUAAAUAAUUCCAAGAUGAUAUCCCAGCCAGUCUUUCACUGAAUAUACUAAGCCUGUGGUGAACAGGGACCAAAUUUCUCCAAACCGAAUUACCAACUUUACAGUUUCUCAUGUAUGUCUUUGUUUUUAUAACCGAUUUUUAACUUCUUGGAUUUUUUUUAAUGAGCUUUAGAGAAUUUUUUUGUUCAAUUCCCUGCUAUUUUUGUAUAACUGAUUUCUUGAUUGCAUGAAAGUAAGCAAAUAUAUUUAGAAAGCACCGUUUACUUGAGCAGUUUUAUUAUGCAGGGAAAAGAAACCCUGACUAAUUUAGAUAUAUGCUUUUCAAAAUGUCUCAAAGGCUUACUGGAAAAAUUUUACUUUUUCAGAUAAAUAUCAAAUAAUACAAUAAAAAUAUUCAUUUUAUUAAAAAAAAUACAAAAUGUUCUUAUAGUUUGGCAGGGAAAGUAAACUGAAAACUUGUAUGAUUUUAUAUAGAUUCCUAUAUAAUUUUUUUCUGUUUAUUCUGAUGAUCUAUUUUGUGAGGGAACUGGUGCUGGUAUCAUAUAGAAGUGAUUUUUUUUUUAGUUAUAAAAAAUAUUUCUACUGACCAACCACUGUUCAAGUAGCCUUUUGUUUGCACUUCACUGUCCUCAGCCAGUCCCGUCAAAGAGACCUAUGGUCUGCAACAUUCCAGAGUUGGAAGGACUUUGCUCUGUCCUUCCAGCAAAUUUAGGCAGCUUAAAACCUAAUGUUUUUCUCUUAAUACGCUAAAUAUCAGAUACUUCCAUUAUAUAAAUGCAUCUGCUGAAAGCUUGCUUUGCCUAAAAACAGGGCUGGCAGUGCUUCUGAUUCAAAUGCAGAAAGUGUUUCAGAGCACCCACUGAAAGCAGUGUGCAGGAUUUCUCUGCAACUCAUUAAACAAAGCAGAAUUUUUCCAUAGGUUUGUCUGUGCCAUCCCAGGAAUACACAUAUCUCACUUAAGCAGUUGCAGUCCAGGACCACAGAUGGUCUCCCCUGGACUCUUUGAAGUGCCUUUUUGUCUUUGAAUCUUAAGUGCUGCCCAGCCCUAAUAAAAACUCAUUAACUCCUGUUAUAUAACUGACGUUUGUUGAGCAGUUAUUGUUUAAGUAGCUUGCCUAAUAAUAGGAACAGGUUUUGAGGACCAGAAGGAACCAAGGGUAUGGCCUCGGCCCAUUAUCAAUGGUGCCUGCUACUGAGGAGGUCUCUUUGAAAACCUGUUAACUAUAUCCAUUUUUCUCCAUUGUUCGCCAUAUGAACUGUAUAGUUAAGAUGCCAUAUUAAAUUUAUAGCAGCUUGAAGUUGUAUUAAGUGAUAUUUUGCUUCAUAAUACUGUUAUAAAAUAAAGUUUCUUUAUUCUCUAAA